Messenger RNA from Penicillium verhagenii, 4068 nucleotides. RefSeq lists its product as uncharacterized. NCBI's taxonomy places the organism in Eukaryota, Fungi, Ascomycota, Eurotiomycetes, Eurotiales, Aspergillaceae. The transcript is spliced from 6 exons. Gene Ontology annotation, biological process: nucleoside metabolic process. Gene Ontology annotation, molecular function: protein binding; catalytic activity. The record is from RefSeq and is a predicted model, not a curated record. The coding region runs from base 1 to 4068 and encodes 1355 amino acids.
AUGACGUCUGCAGCAAGACGCUUUCGCCCUGAAGACUAUACGGUCGCCUGGAUCUGUGCACUUCCCCUGGAGAUGAUCGCAGCUGCGGCUAUGCUGGAUGAGACACAUAAAGAUUUAAAGGCGAGGCCAAACGAUGACAACACAUACAUCUUGGGCCGGAUAUGUGAUCAUAAUGUGGCCAUUGCAUGCCUCCCAUCAGGGAUUUACGGCACAACCUCCGCCACAAGAGUGGCUACACAAAUGCAAUCCACUUUCAAGUCGAUACGCUUCUGUCUCAUGGUAGGCAUCGGAGGGGGCGCUCCAAGCGGAAAGGUUGAUAUCCGGCUGGGUGAUGUGGUGGUCAGCAAGCCAACAAGGGAUUUUGGAGGGGUCAUACAGUACGAUUAUGGGAAAACAGUGACUGAUGGCCGCUUUGAACGCACUGGUUUAUUGAACAAACCACCAACAGUUCUCUUGACAGCGAUCUCAAGACUGCAAUCAGAGCAUGCAUUGAAGCCAAGCAAAAUUCCUUCUCUUCUUUCAGAGGCGGUGGCUAGGAAUCAUAGGAUGAGAAAAAAGUUCACAUAUUGUGGCGAAGAUCAGGAUCUCUUGUUUGAUUUUGAGUACGAUCACCCUGACCCGGAAAUUGAUUGCGACAGCUGCGACACACGGAGAGUCGUAACACGACCUCACCGAGCUAGCAAUGAUCCGGUUAUUCAUUACGGCCUUAUUGCCUCUGGCAAUCAAGUAUUAAAGCAUGGCCGCACCAGGGAUAAAUUGACUCGAGAUCUUGGUAUUCUUUGCUUUGAAAUGGAGGCCGCUGGCUUGAUGGACAACUUCCCAUGCCUUGUUAUUCGAGGAAUUUGCGACUAUUCCGACUCACAUAAAAAUAAGCAGUGGCAGGACUACGCAGCAGCAACAGCGGCAGCUUAUGGCAAAGAGCUUCUCUCCUUAGUGCAUAGAGAGCAGACUGCGGACACUCCACCAUUAGGAACGAUGAACGAGUUAUACUCUUACAGGGAACAGCCAUUACCCAGGGCGACACUUCUCAAUCGUGAAGUCGUUAAAUAUGACGGCCAGGAAUUUGACGAGCUACUUGAGCGGAUCUCAAGUUAUGAUUACGAGAGAGUCCAUCAAAGGCUUAGUCGGAAACGACUUGCUGGAACCACGGACUGGUUCCUUCAUCAUCCGGAUUUCCAAGCAUGGUUUACCAAGGAGGAUUUUUCCAGUUUGUGGUGCUCAGGAAAGAUUGGCUGGGGCAAAACAAUGAUAGCAACUGCAAUAAUUGACGCAGCGAAAUAUGAUCUCCGCCAUCCCACCGUCUUUUUCUACUGCGAGAAAGAUCACCAUGCAGCCCUCGAUGCAUUGUCUAUUCUCUCAAGUUUUAUAAAACAACUCUGUUCAUUUUUGCACCAGGCCACCAAACCUUUUCCGGAAGAUGUCUCAAAGGAGAUUACGAAGUAUUUUGGACGCAAGAGAGUGAAGCCCGACCUUGAAGACCUGAAGGACAUUUUCACCAUCUUAUUUCCCUGCGCCCCGGGCACAAUUUAUGUCGUUGAUGGCGUGGAUACCCUGGAUAGGGAACAGGCGAUAUCCCUUUUGAGCCUCUUCAGGUCGUUAUUCUUAGAAUCCAGGCGCCCAAAUGGAUCGCGGAUUUUGUUAUUCAGCAGGGACCAAGUUCCAGGAUACAUAAACAUCGAUACGUUCAUGCCUGGGAUUUGUCGGAUCUCGACAUCGGCCAAUGUUAUGCAGGACAUCGAAACCUAUAUCGAAGCAAGCAUCACUGACAAGACCAUGCACCGAAAAAUUACGGAUGAUCCUAUGCUGGCUGCAGAGAUUCCGCGGAGGCUUUUGAUUGAGUCAAGCGAGAUGUUCCUAUGGGUUUAUCUCCAGUUAGAGAUUCUUUGGGACACAUGCCAUACGGAUGAAGCAAUACGGUCUGCAUUAGCUUCGCUACCAAAGGGUCUGGAAGACACAUACGGCCGUUGUAUUGAGAGAAUUGAUAUCAAGGACAGGCGUGUUCUCAAGGUACUCAAAUGGGUUAGCUUUGCGAACAUCCCGCUUCAUGUCGAAGAAUUGCGAGAGGCAGUCGCCUUUGACUCAGAAGACACGGCGUGGAAUGCCGAGAAGAUCCCGGGAAAAGAGUUUGUUAUCGGAUGCUGUGCAAACCUUGUUGUUGUGGAUUCCACAGACAACCGGGUACGUUUUGCACAUCCCUCGGUAAAACAAUAUCUCGAGAAAAGUCGAAGCAAGAUCUUCAUUCAGGGGUAUCCAUCCACAGCGCAAGGUGCUCUUGAGUGCGGGGAGUUUUGUGUUGCUUAUCUUUCUUUCUCGGACUUCAGUCUUCAACUGAGCACGCGAAGGAACGAAACAGCCAUGGUUACUGUCCCACCCCCCAUCCUCUUCGCACCAAGGGCACUACCUAGACUAUUCACCAAACGGUUUUUCCAAAAGCCCCCGGACCAGAAGCAUUAUGCCUCUGUGCCAAUCCGAGGGAUACGCACAUCAUCAACGCCAGAUCGCAAACAGUACAAGUUCCUCGAUUACGCCGUUGCAAACUGGGCCUUACAAACCAAGCAGAUACCUCGUUCAUCGGCAUUCUGGAAGAAGUUCGAGCAGCUCGUCAUGUCUUUUAAUGAAACUUGGAAUUUCCACCCUUGGGUCCCUGGUGGCCGUUCGACACGUUCCCAUCUCCACAGUCUCCUCGGAUGGGCGGUGAAGGAGCGACAUUUACCCCUUCUGUCAAUUGUACAGGCUGCGGGACCCGAUUUGCAAACUGUUUGCAAUCUUCCGCUAGUCGGUGAAAGCCUUCCUGCACUUCAUAUUGCGGCAAAACUCGGAUACAAAGCUAUUGUUGAGAUUCUUCUAGCCUUUUGCAAUGUGAAUGCGCAAGAUCUGGAGCAGUAUACUGCUUUGCACCAUGCAGCAAGUGCGGGUCAUCUUGAAAUCUGCCAAAUUCUAUUGAGUGAAAAGAAGAUCAAGAUGAACAACAGACCAGAAUUUCAAUAUACAGCGAUCAGCUUGGCUGCGAGAAACGGACAUGAGAAGGUUGUUUCUCUUCUUGUAGAGAAGCAAGGAGAAUUUGAGACCAAAGAUAGUUCCAGUCCAAUCUUAUUGGCUGCAGGAAACGGGCACGAGGCAGUAGUGAAAAUACUACUCGAGAAGGGUGCUGAUAUUGAGGCCAAAAGGGAAUCAGGUUGGACACCACUCAUAUUCGCUGCAGCCAACGGGCAUGAGGCAGUAGUGAAAAUACUGCUUGAGAAGGGUGCUGAUAUUGAGGCCAAAAGUGAAUCAGGUUGGACACCACUCAUAUUCGCUGCAGCCAACGAGCAUGAGGCAGUAGUGAAAAUACUGCUUGAGAAGGGUGCUGAUCUUGAGGCCAAAAAUGAAUCAAAUCGGACACCACUCUUCUUCGCUGCAAGGAACGGGAAUGAGGCAGUAGUGAGAAUACUGCUUGAGAAGGGUGCUGAUCUUGAGGCCAAAAAUGAAUCAAAUCGGACACCACUCUUCUUCGCUGCAAGGAACGGGCAUGAGGCAGUAGUGAGAAUACUGCUUGAGAAGGGUGCUGAUCUUGAGGCCAAAAGUGAAUCAGGUUGGACACCACUCUCAUCAGCUGCAGAAAAUGGGCAUGAGGCAGUGGUGGAAAUACUGCUUGAGAAGGGUGCUGAUCUUGAGGCCAAAGAUAAAUCAAAUCGGACACCACUCUCAUUAGCUGCAGAAAAUGGGCAUGAGGCAGUGGUGGAAAUACUACUUGAGAAGGGUGCUCAUAUUGAGGCCAAAGAUCUAUUCAAUCGGACACCACUCUUAUUAGCUGCAGAAAAUGGGCAUGAGGAAGUAGUGAAAAUACUGCUUGAGAAGGGUGCUCAUAUUGAGGCCAAAGAUCUAUUCAAUCGGACACCACUCUCAUUAGCUGCAGAAAAAGGGCAUGAGGCAGUAGUGAGAAUACUGCUUGAGAAGGGUGCUGAUCUUGUGGCCAAAAGUGACUCAGGUUGGACACCACUCUUAUACGCUAGUAUGACCAAGCAGGAGGCAGUAAUGAAAAUGCUGCUCGACAAGGGUGGUGCUGGUACAGUGGAAAUGGAAUACUAG